Uranotaenia lowii is the source of this 3139-nucleotide messenger RNA. It is a transcript of the gene smash, whose product is annotated as MATH and LRR domain-containing protein PFE0570w. Gene Ontology annotation, cellular component: stress fiber. The record is from RefSeq and is a predicted model, not a curated record. Gene Ontology annotation, molecular function: myosin II head/neck binding. Gene Ontology annotation, biological process: positive regulation of stress fiber assembly; regulation of focal adhesion assembly. The transcript is spliced from 11 exons. Lineage: Eukaryota; Metazoa; Arthropoda; Insecta; Diptera; Culicidae. Bases 240 to 3047 code for a protein of 935 amino acids.
UUUUUUAUCGUGUCAAUAUGUGAAACAGUUAUGUUUAUUUUGUUAACUUUUUGAAACCGAUUUGUUCGAGUUUUGGUUAAAUUUUGCUUUUGGAAUGCCUUUUUCGUGAUUUUUCAAUGUACUAAUAAAAAAAACUCAAUUGAAUUGAAAUCUUCAAGAUCCAAAGUGCCUGUUGGAAAACAAUGGUUUAAAUUCGUAUUCAUGAAAAGUGUCUUCAUCGAGUUCAUGUCAAGAUUGCAAUGGAUUCCGAACAUAAUCCGGUUUCGAAUCAAGGUGACCCGGCACAUUCGACCGACCGUUUAGCCAAUGCUGAAACAUCACAUUCAAAAAAUAUAGAACACGAUCCAAACGAUUACAUCCAAAAAGCUCGAGUGACGAGAGCAGCCCCACCGAAACCUGUCAAUGAUCCUUUACAGUUUGUUCAACUUAAACCAUGCACUAAUCUCGCCUUCUCAGCUCAAGAACAAUUGAAAAAAGCAGAACAUCUAAAAAAGAUAAACCAGGACAAAAAAGAAGAACCCGAAGAAUGGCAAUGUAAUUUAGAUAGCUGGAAGUCAUCGAGAAAAAAACGAGUGGAACAUAUAAUAGAACGAGUUACUGAAGUGAAAAAAAUUGAACAAGAAAUACAUGAACGCAAUAGACGAAAAUCUAAAACCUUCAGAGAAAUGAUCGAAAAAAGGAGCUCCAGCAGAAUUAAUCAUUUACCUAUAUAUGACGAUGAGGAAAACGACCUCGGAAAUCUUGGAUUUUCGAAUGAAGACAAUUCGAUGUCAACGGUGCUUGAUUCGACUGUCCCUGAUAAACUUGAUGAUAAAACUGAUGAGCCUUUGCAACAAGAUUCUGCGGAAAGUUCUUAUGAAAAUGCUAUAAAAGAUUACAAAAGCAGAGUGUCGUUAGCAUGCCAACCCUCAUGUAAUUUUCCCAACACGUCUUUAACUACGGCGUCAGAUCAUCCUCAGCUACUCUCCAAAUAUAACAUUAUUUCAAAUGAUGAUGGAACACAAGACGAGGAAAAAAAUACAGAAACGAUCCUUUCGAAAGUUCAUAUAACAAAAAUGAAGGAAUUAUUUGAGAAAAAAAUUAACGAGACUGUUCACCAAAGCUUGGAGAAAAGCAGGUCGAAAUCGAGCGGAAUUCAAGCUAACGAGCUUCGAAAGUCAGGUUUUGAAUGUGAAUUCGUAAACAACAACAACAACAACACAAACGAUAAAACUAAUAUAACCGAUAUCCAACAAGAUAUGCAAAAGUUUUACGAUGUAAGUGAGACCAAUCAUACAUCAAUAAUUCAAAGUCAAAAAGGUGAAUUCGAUUUGAAUGAUAAUUUAAAAAUUGGUGAUGAAAACAUUACGGAUGAUUAUUAUAAUGUUCCAAAUCAUGAUUAUAUAGAAGAAAAACAUGAUCUUGUAUGCGAAAAUACGUAUAUACGCAAUGAUGAAGAAAUCAGUGAGCGUGAAAUAUUGCUAAACGCAGGAACGAUUGAUUGCAAAAGCUUGGAUAAAGGAAAAAUACUGGACGAAGCACUGGAACUAGCGCUACUUGAAAUGGACUGUAUGGAAAACGAAUACCCACAAAAUGGGAAUGUUUCGACAGAAAAGCACAUCUAUCAAAACAUUGAAAAUCCACGUGAUAACGCUCAAAUCAAAUUAUCACCGAACAUUAUGAAGGACGAAUCUCAUUAUCAAGUGCCAAAAAAUCGAGAGCCUCACUACGAAGUACCAAAGAUCAAUAGAAUGCCUUUCUACGAAAAUGUAGACUUGAUGUUCUCGGAAAAUGAAAGAAAUUUAGUAUAUAAACAAAAGCUGUCUCCGCCUAAAGAAAAACCGCCACCACUACCAUUUGAUGACUCCUUUUAUACCAAAAGCUGCAAUGAAGAAGCUUUUAGCAAUUCUGGAAGUAUCGAAAUAGCCACAACAUUGAAAAAUGAAAUUGGAAGCUUGUCCAACGCUGAUUACAUCGCGCAAUCAAAAUUCAUCGAAUGUUUAGGAUCUUUCAAUACAUUUUUAACAGAGGAAAAUUCAAAUGCACCUUCACCGGAAGAGAAUUCCUUGACGUACCAUCAUUGCCGCUCGUCGUCGUCCAGUGAAGCAGACAAAAAGAUUAAAGAUAUACUAAAGAAUCGUGGAGAAACUUAUUAUAAUAACGUUAAUCAAUCUGAAGUUUCUGAUGUUCUCCGUCCAGAUAACGAUGAUGAAACAAACGCGAGAAUCAAACGAUACAUGGAACAGCAAUCAAACGUACAACCUCCAGUAAAGCCUCAAAGAUAUUACUUCUACGACCAAAGUCACCAAGAAGAUAACGUUUUCAAUUUGGAGGGUCACGAAUGUUUACCCAACGUUUUGUGUCAGAACGUGAACCAAAUGAAAAUUAAUCUUAUGUCCUCGAACGAUAAGGACAUGGCUUGUGGCAGCCCAUUGAACCAAGAACGUUAUCAAAGGCUCAGUCUUCCAACCAUAGCAUCAAGCAACGCAUGCAGCAUGAACGCAUCGAAAAAAUGCCCUUGUGUUCAUGCGGACAAAAGUUUGGUUCAAUGCAAAAAACCUUGGCAUCAAAGUUAUACCGAUGUUCGAGAUGUCAAACGAAAUUCGGAAACACUUUCCCGUACUGAAGGCCUGACAUGUUCUUAUAACAGCAAACAUGAAUUCAAGAAGUCAUUACCAGAAUCAGUUAUUCAGUCCAUUACGGAACGUGUGCAAUUUCUCGGGAUAGGUUUGGAAAAACGUCGAAAGUCGGACGCCCCUCGCUUUACUGUUGAAAGUGAUGAACGAAAAUAUAAUAUAUGUGAAUCUGUUCUUCCAAAUGACGAAACAAUUAUAAGUGUUAGCGGGAAAAAGAAGUGUUCACACUGCAAAAUAGAACUAGGCCGUGGAGCAGCGAUGGUUAUUGAGAGUUUGGGACUUCUAUAUCACAUUGAUUGCUUCAAAUGCUGCGUUUGUGAUAUACGAUUAGGGGACGGACUGAAGGGGACCGAUGUGCGCGUUCGGAAAUAUAAAUUACAUUGCAGGAACUGUUUUUCCAGCGAGGAUGGCGUAAAGUUUAGCUGUGUUUAAAUUCAAUGUCAAAGUUUAUUUAAUAAUGUUAAAAUAAUUGUUUCUAUUGUUGUUUCUUAAUAUAAAUACAUAUGAUGUUAACAUUUUUUCCA